AUGUCCACUACAAAUGGCACAGGCACUGAAGAAGACAUCAGCCGGUUAGAAUUACCUCCAGAAUCAGUUGUGGUUCUCUCCAUCGUCUCUGCUUUGACGAGCGUUGCUGGCUCCUUAGGAAAUGCUUUGGUUAUGAUCGCCGUCUUCAAAUCUCAAACUCUCCGUAGCAUCCCCGACUACAUCAUAUCAAGCUUGGCAUUUUCAGAUUUUACAGUCUGUUUUAUACAUUUACCGUUGAUGAUUCAUAGAUACAACCACUACACCAAGUAUUUAACACACGUUGAUUCAGCCGUUUCCAUUGCGACGUCCUUUUUUGGCCAUUGCUCCUGGAUUGCAUCGGUUACAAACAUGUUUGUGGUAACAAUUGAUCGUGUUAUAGCCGUACGUUUUCCACUAAAAUACACCCGUAUCAUGACAGUGCCAAAAGCCUUGUGUGCCAUUGCGCUUGUUUGGACUAUUUCUCUGACUUUUGGAGCGUUUUACGCUCGAGAAAUUGGUGCUUCAAAAUUAAUCAUACUCUCCUACUGCAUCAUUCUAAUGAUUGGUACUUGGGCUAUGUACGCAUACAUCUUCUUCGCUGCCAAGCAACAAGAAAACAAAGUUCAAACUUUGAAUUCGUCUGCAGGCCCUCUUGUAUCAGCUGAACAGAAAGCCGAGAAAAAGGCAACAAAAACCAUUUUCACCGUUGUUGGAAUUUAUACAUUGUGUUGGUUGCCAUUGCUGCUUUUCCCGAUCAUUGUGUUUUCAAGUUCUUCAAAAAACGAAUUGUAUAAGCGGUAUUUUCCUUGGGUUCAGACGCUGUUGACGAUUAAUUCUGCGCUGAAUCCGUAUGUUUACUGUUUAAGAAGCCGCAAAUACCGCUAUCAGUUUGCAAAGCUCUUGGGGAUUAGGCGCUACCAAAAUCACCCUGUAGAUGAAUGA
Messenger RNA from Porites evermanni, 921 nucleotides. The record is from the annotation of a GenBank genome assembly. Lineage: Eukaryota; Metazoa; Cnidaria; Anthozoa; Scleractinia; Poritidae.